AAAGCCGCCAUAAGUUCAUUACCACGGGCGUACAGUCGUACUUAUUAGGCCCCCCUGACCUCCUCCACAAUACCAGGGGUUUCCCUCUCUGUUUAUUGAACUGCUUCCCUUUUUUGUGCGAGCACAGACGAUCCCUCCAGGUCUAUCGAGGACACAUCUCCAACUCUCAGCCCAGCCCGAUAUUAUCCCUAUUCUUCCGAUCACCACCAUCAUGGCCGACCCGUACCCCUUCAAGGACAAAGUCAUCACCGUUACGGGCGCAAGCCGGGGCACCGGGCUCGCCCUCGUUCGGUACUUGCUCGUCACGGGGGCUACCGUGUCCGGAUGCGCGACGUCCGAGGAGAACCUGGCCAAGGCCAUGGCCGGUAUCGAGCAGGAUCUCCCCGAGCAUAAAGAGCGGGUCUGGUUCAAGGCCGUCGACAUCAGCAAGCCGGCCAUGGUCAAGGCAUGGAUCGAGGAGACUGUAUCGAAAUUCGGAAAGCUUGACGGCUGUGCGAAUGUUGCCGCCAGGGAGCAGCGGAAGAUCUACCCGAUGACUGACCUCGACGCCGACUAUUUCAACGACCUGAUCAACAUCAACGUCUCGGGGCUGUUCAACUGUCUCAAGGAGGAGAUGAAACACAUCAAAGACGGCGGGAGCAUCGUCAACUGUGGUAGCGUCACCAGUCAAUACGCAUCGGCAGGCGUGGCAGCCUACGUGGCAGCCAAACACGCCGUCAUCGGCCUCACCAAGGUCGCCGCCUUUGAGGGUGCACCCCGCAAAGUACGGGUGAAUGCACUCUGCCCGGGUUGUAUCGACACGGAGAUGAUGGCAGAGCCAUUUGAUAGCCCGCUGGGCCAGUUUACUCUCACGGCGGAUAAUGUCCCCAUUCUCCUGAAGGGUCGGCUGGCCGAGACUCGCGAGAUUGCUGCCUCGAUAGCCUUCUUACUUGGAGACGAAAGUAGGUAUGUGACCAAGGCGACUUGGUUUGUCGACGGUGGUUGGACCGAGGGUUCCUACAGUGUGUAGGCAGAAAGUAGAUGUAGGAUGAGUAUUCGUAGCAAUUGAGUCCAGGACUCGAGAUGGCCAUCUGAAAAUCAAACAUUGAAUUCAACAACCA
Messenger RNA from Sodiomyces alkalinus F11, 1100 nucleotides. RefSeq names its product NAD(P)-binding protein. The record is from RefSeq and is a predicted model, not a curated record. The transcript has 3 exons. Bases 212 to 1009 code for a protein of 265 amino acids. Gene Ontology annotation, molecular function: oxidoreductase activity. Lineage: Eukaryota; Fungi; Ascomycota; Sordariomycetes; Glomerellales; Plectosphaerellaceae.